Oppiella nova is the source of this 2418-nucleotide messenger RNA. The record is from the annotation of a GenBank genome assembly. Lineage: Eukaryota; Metazoa; Arthropoda; Arachnida; Sarcoptiformes; Oppiidae.
AUGGGAACCACGGAUUCAAAACUGAAUUACAGGAAAGCCAUCGUAGAGCUGACCACAAGAAGCCAACCGAUUGACACCAAAGACGACCACUUCUGGGAUCAGUUCUGGUGUGAGAACGUGACUAACAUACAGGAUGUGUUUGCGUUGAUCCCGGCGCCGGAGAUCCGGGCGCUUCGGGAGGAGUCGCCUUCAAAUUUGGCCACAUUUUGCUACAAAGCGGUCGAAAAACUGGUCAAAUCGACGGACAGUCUCUGCAAUACGACGGCUCAGCAACAGAUGGUCUUAAACAGUGUCCGUCUCUUGACUCGAGUGCUUCCCUACAUCUUCGAAGACCCCGAUUGGAAGGGAUUCUUCUGGUCUAGUCUUCCAUCGGCUUCAGUGGCCACUCAUGGAGACCAUCAAGAGGUGAGACAAGAGAACCUCCCGUUAGCCCAGUCUUUGCUGUUAGCCAUUUGUGAUCUCCUCUUCUGUCCCGACUUCACUGUAAGUCCUCUGCCAUCAAAAGGCAGUAAAUUCGGUGCUCCAGACUCUCCGCCCGAAGACUUGCAGUCCAUCGACAGUUGUGAAUACAUUUGGGAGAAUGGCGUCGGAUUCACGAAUCCAAUCACCACUUCUUCAAUGUAUGACAAAAACAGGAGUGAAUUGUUGAGACUUCUGUUGACGUGUUUCAGUACAUCCAUGUAUAUGACGGCCAACGAAGCCGGACAUACCCCCAACCGAUGGAUCCAAUACUUCACAUGUGUUGAGAAUCGCCACGCGUUACCACUCUUUACCUCUUUAUUGAAUACUGUCUUCAGUUACGAUCCGACCGGUUAUUUACCAUUCAAUCACUUGUUGUUCAACGACUCCAAAGAAGCUGUUGUCGAAAUGGCUCUUCAGAUUCUGAUCGUCACAUUAGAUCAUGACUUCAGUGCAGACAAUGCGCACAACUUCGGCAACGCUGCAGAGGACCUCCUUCAGGACAAUCUCUUCAUUAACUACUUGUCUCGUAUUCAUCGCGAAGAAGACUUUGCUUUUAUAUUGAAGGGCUUCACACGACUCCUCAACAAUCCAUUGAUUCAGACAUAUAUUCCGAACUCAACCAAAAAGAUUCAAUUCCAUCAGGAAUUGCUGGUUCUCUUCUGGAAGGUUUGCGAUUAUAACAAGAAGUUUAUGUUCUAUGUUCUCAAGAGCAGUGAUGUUCUGGACGUAUUGGUUCCCAUUCUCUACCAUUUGAAUGAUAGCAGAGCUGAUCAGUCACGGGUAGGUCUCAUACACAUCGGAGUCUUCAUUCUGUUGCUGUUGAGUGGGGAACGAAAUUUCGGGGUUCGUCUCAAUAAGCCCUACUCUGCCAGCGUUCCCAUGGAUUUACCCAUAUUUAGUGGAUCUCACGCCGAUCUACUCAUUAUUGUCUUUCACAAAAUCAUUACAACAGGACACCAAAGACUUCAGCCGCUCUUUGACUGUUUGCUAACCAUUAUUGUCAACGUCAGCCCAUACCUCAAGACAUUGUCAAUGGUUUCGAGCACUAAAUUAUUGCAUUUAUUGGAAGCCUUCUCCACCCAAUGGUUCUUGUUUUCCAACCAAACGAACCAUCAUUUGGUGUUUUUCUUACUCGAGAUCUUCAAUAAUAUCAUUCAAUACCAAUUCGACGGAAACUCGAAUCUUAUUUAUACGAUAAUUAGAAAACGAAAUAUUUUCCACUCUUUGGCUAAUUUACCGACAGAUUUCUCAACCGUUCAGAAGUCACUAAAUAAGAAGACAACUCUAACGCGAAAACCAAAAUCAUUGUUCAUGUCUUCAGGGGCUUCCACUUCCAGUUUAUCGUCACCGACAUCUCCAACAACGACGAGCCCUCCCACGAGCCCUUUAGAGAAACAGGAGAUGAUUGCGACCACAACUGGUGAACAAAACGAGAAUUCUCUGAACGUGUCUUUGGCCGCAACGCCAAGAAUUGAUAAAAUGACAGAAAAAACACAUCCAAACCCUAAGAGUACUAUCGAUGAGGACACUCCCAGUGCUUCAUCGGAACCCAAUUCUAGUCAAACAGUAUUAAGUCGUCAAUCGAGCGAGUCUUCGAGUACUUCCAUGAGAACAACUCAAUGGACACCAUCUACUGAAUGGAUAAACUCUUGGAAACAAAAGCUUCCGUUGCAGACCAUUAUGCGAAUGCUUCAGGUUCUGGUGCCUCAGGUCGAGAAGAUGUGUAUCGAUAAGGGAAUCACUGAUGAGAAUGAGAUCCUCAAGUUCUUACAACACGGCACUCUCGUAGGACUACUGCCUGUCCCGCACCCCAUACUCAUCAGGAAAUACCAGACCAACGCCGGCACCACCCUUUGGUUUCGUACAUACAUGUGGGGAGUGAUAUACUUGCGUAACAUUGAGCCCCCGAUUUGGUACGACACGAAUGUGAAACUCUUUGAAAUUCAAAAAUUAUGA